AAUGUGUAUGAGAAAACAAGUCAGCCUGAAAAUGCAUUUAUCAGCUCGGGUUUGCCUUGAGUUACCCUCGUCCUGGGGCGUUUUCGUCCAGCCCAUGUUUCCACAGGGAUGGGGAGAGGAAGCGAGCGAGAGAAGUGGGUCACUCGCAUAAUUUAGCACCAUUAUCGCAUCAACGUUUUCCUCUCGCUCAUCCCCGGGUCACGCCGCAUCCUCUGGUUAAAAGUUAGCUUUUUGUGCAAUGUGAUAUGGGAAGAAACGCUAGUAGCAUCUUGCGUUUGCGAUGACCUUGUUUCAUUUCCUGCCACUUCGGCAUAGAGACAGGGCUGUCGGAAUUCUACUACCCUCCCCGCACCGUCUGGUCUGAACCGGUUCGGAUUGUGCGCGGUCAUAGGCGCACUGCAGAUUCCGCGCGCCCUCGCGAGUCUCAGCCCACUUCUCUGCUCAGGCUCCUCUGAUUGGCCAGCGGGUUCGCGGCUCGCCCACACCUCCUCGCGUGUUGUUUGGACAAAGGGAGACUUUGCGAGCCGUGAUUGGCCAGUGUCCCCCCAAACCUUUUAUUUUUGGGCAGUGUCAAUUGUGCACGGGCACGCAGAGAAAUGGAGUUGUAAACGUAGCGCGUGCACUUUUCAGCACCAAUACCGCGUGGAUAGCAGCCAAAGGAAGCAGAUAGCGUUCGCCUGCUUUAUUGUCAUAAACCGAACGACUUUGCGCGUCGCCACCACCAUUCAACCGCCGCGACCACGGAGUAACUUCAGUGAUAGCUUUGAGUCGGUGCGCAGAGGACACAGCGGCAGAGCUCGAGCUUUGUCUGCCCCGGCGGGCAAAUUGUGCCGAGAGCUGCAUCUUCAGUUCCUGAGGGUGGAAACUGCGUUAUUUUCGGUUCGCUUGUGCCGAAUUUGCGCGGGCUCGACUCGUCUAACGGCGCGCCGGCACGUCUAAAUGGCUACAGAUGAAGGGAGGCAGAGGUGAUAGAGAAGAAUUUUCAUCCUAGCCGGUUCGGUCCAGACAGCGGUUGAGCCUUGGUCCUGUUUUAGCCGCAUCGCAGCUUCCUAGCACCGCUCCUCGCCGAGGUCUCCAUUGUGUGAGCAUCUCCACUGUUCCGCUGCCGCCCGACCUCCGGAUCCCCGCACACACCGCACACCUGCCGCUUCCCACGGCCGCUGCUGGGCUUUUCGUCGAACCUACGCCGUCUUGAACGCGCCCAGUCCAAAAUGUGCUCGCGUGUUUGGUUCGUGACCGACCGACGCAUCAGCCAGGAGUACCCCCAAGUUCAGAUCCUCCGGGCGCUGAAGGAGCGCUGCGCCGACGAGGAUGUAGAAUUCCGCUCGCUUCUCAUGGAUCAAAUCGUGCUAACGAUCAGCGAGGGCCAAUUAGGUUUGCGUGUGGAGCAGGAGCUGGUGACAUCCUAUCCUCAGGUGGUGGUGGUGAGGGUCCCUACGCCCUGGGUGCAGUCAGAUAGCGACAUCACCGUGCUGCGCCACCUGGAGAAGAUGGGCUGUCGGCUCAUCAACCGCUCCCAGGCCAUACUCAACUGUGUCAACAAGUUCUGGACCUUCCAGGAGCUGGCCGGCCAUGGGGUGCCUCUGCCUGACACCUUCUCCUAUGGAGGACAUGACAACUUCCGUAAAAUGAUUGACGAGGCGGAGCCGCUGGGCUACCCCGUGGUGGUGAAGAACGCACGAGGCCACAGAGGCAAGGCUGUGUUCCUGGCGCGGGACAAACACCACCUGACCGACCUGUGCCACUUGAUCCGCCAUGAUACUCCCUACCUCUUUCAGGAGUACGUCAAGGAGUCGCACGGCCGGGACGUGCGAGUCGUCCUGGUGGGCGGUCGCGUUAUCGGCUCCAUGCUACGCUGCUCCACUGACGGUCGCAUGCAGAGCAACUGUUCCCUCGGUGGUGUGGGUAUGAUGUGCCCACUGAACGAGCAGGGCAAGCAGUUGGCCGUGGAGGUAUCCAACAUCCUGGGGAUGGAUGUGUGCGGUGUUGACCUGCUGCAGCUCAAUGACGGCUCAUUCGUGGUCUGCGAGGCCAACGCCAACGUUGGCUUCAUCGCCUUCGACCAGGCCUGCGGGAUGGACGUGGCGGGGAUCGUUGCCGACUACGCCCUGUCGAUGCUCCCGAGCCGCCUCACCCGCAAAAUGUCGCUGCUGUCGGUGGUGUCGAGCACCAGCGAGACCAGCAGCGAGCCCGAGGUGUGUUCUGUGCCCACCGGCGGCGGCUCGCUGCCCGAGGCCGUGUGUAACAUGAGCGUGGGCUCCACCUCCAGCGAGAGCGACCCGGAGCUGGCCGAGCCCUCCCAGUCUUCACCACGCCAGUCGGCUGCCCCCAACCUGCCUGAUCUCUCCGACCUCCCCGAUCCGGCCUACAACUUCAACACCCUCCUCGCCAAUGAGAUCAAGUUAUUGACUGAGUGAGAUUCAGACGGCAUCAUGCACACACAAACACCACAAAUACAUAUUGAAACACACGCACACACACACACUUGUACGCAUGGCAACAGACAUUCCUUUUAGAAACACAUCGGUCCAAACACGGAGGUUCUUAAACGCAAAGCAACAACAGCUAAAACAGAAUACAUGUACACCGAAAACAGCUACAACAUGAGCCUUGUCGCACUAACUCCCCUAACAAAACCAAGAUCUGAGGCUGCUCCCCUGACUUCUCUUCCAAAUUUAGCUGACACUGCAGCGUGGUGGAAGAUAGGACAACUGCCUAAUUGGACACUUUUUUUCUUUUUUCUGCAAAGCUGAAGCUGAAGCUGAAUUGAUGGUGUUGAGUGGGUGUGGGAAUCCCAUAAUGGCACCCUCCUGUACAAUAUCACACUGUGAAUGAAGCAUGUUAUUGUAAGUCUUAAGUAGCAGGCUCUAACCUGUGCCAGGCAGUGAAGACAACAGAUGAAUUGAGUGCUCUUACUCCAUUUUAAAUUUCUUCAGUCGCUGGUUUGAUUGGCCCUACGAGUAUCAAUUCAUUGCAUGUCUAGCACUUUACAAUUAACAGAUGCAUAUUUCCUCACUCCGACGACAUAUUAAAGGCCACGAGACAGAGUGUGAAAGCAGCAUCUACACCUACAAGCAGAAUAUACCUCAAAACAGUGAUUUGUCACUGCCAUAGAACGACAGACGCUCACACACGCAUUAAAUCAGCCAGGAUCUUUGUAGUUCUUGAAUGAAACGUAAAGGAAGUCAUGUGUUAUUAUGUGUUUUUUGAAGUUUUCUUUUUAGUGUUUUUGUUAAUAUUCAGACUGUAUAUUAGCUGCAAUACUUGGCUGUUCAAACUGGAACUAAAAUAACUGCCAUAGUUGAGAUUUUCUUAAGAUACUGUGGAAAGAUGUUUUUGUACAGACCUGCAAUUUGAAAUUUGAAAGAAAUGAAAUUCAAAAUCUGGUGCUAAGGUUUCUGGAUGUGAUUAGAUGUGAUUACUCCAACAUUUUACAUAUUACUUUGAUUGAUUUUACCUUGUUUUUUAUAAAUAUUGAAGUAUUCACUAAAUAUGUUGGCUGGAUGUACAAAUAAAACUCGGAAACUAAAUUUUUGCAGUUUCUUGAAAAAUGUUACGUUUUCGCUCUAAAGAGCAAAAUCCAGUGGCCAACAUUUUUUCCAUCAUAACAUACCUCCUGUAGGCCCUCUGAAGUGUCUAGGUAGGGUAGGUCGGGCUAGUCGGCUUUCACUAGGAACCGUGUACAGCUCUGAUUAAAGCACAAAUGCAAAAGUUAGAUUUAAACAUUUAGUUUAGCGCCUUUAGGCUCGUUACCCCGUCUGUUGCGCACAACUCAGGGAAGCAGCCUGGAUCUCACCCCUUCCACCUAAAAGGCAACAGCCAUUCAUACUCGACACAUCCAAACAACACAUACAGGAAGACACACAAACAACAAUGAAAAAAAGGUUGUAAACUACAGUAUAAAACAAUGGUGUAUACCAUGGUUAACAUGCACUUUUUUCCUUGCUUGUUUUCUUCCUAUUUAUGGUGUUUUUAGAGAAAAAAAGUGGUUUGUGUGCACUAAUAUUGUCUCAAUAAAGUGAAACCGCUGUGAAGCUUGAUUCUUAUUUUCUGUUUUUGUGGGCAGAAUGUACUCACUGUCUGGAAUCUGACACGGGCCUGUUCAAGGGUGCCAAACGUAAACCCGGCAGGCAACAGGAAAGCAGCUUUUAUUUUAGGCCUGCUAUCAAGCGAUCACAGUGGCUCCACUGACAGAAUAUUGUUGUCUGGCAUCUAUAUAAUCAACGUAUCUGACAAACAAACUGUGAAAUCUGCUGAUGUCCUCUCUCCUGACAUGCAAAGGCCAUCGAGCUUGAGCUUCAAGUCACCUCCCAACAUGAAAGCUUAUGUGGGUGAAAUAUCUCCAGUUGUGUUGUCCCCUGUUUUUUAAGUCUUUGUCUUUUGUAUUGAAGCCUGCGUCAUUCCACAUUGUGUACAUAGGUGUAAAUCAAAAAUCACAUAUCCUCAGAACAUCAAGAUAGCCAUCCAUAGGAAAGAUGAAAUGUUGUUUCUUAACCCCCCCUCUGUUUUAUCUGUAGUUUCUAAAUCCAACCAAGGCAACAAAGGUUCGUGUAACCCUGUGCUGAACUACCUUUACAGGUUUCAAGGUCCCAGUUCAUGUGGCUUUCUCUGUUUGGUUUCCUUAGAUUUGCAGCCAUGAUACAGUGGGAUACAAAGCGAGGUAUGACAUGCUAGUGACACAGGAAAUGAAGGAAAACCCGUGUGGAAACCAAGUAAUAGUCAAACAUGUAUUGGUCUGAGUGGUGCUGGUCCAAGCUGGAGCGGAUGUAGGAACCAUGGGACCAGUCAGCGUGUAAACCAACACAGCACAAGGCAACGAUUUCAUUCCAAGCUGCUGCUAAUGUAUAUUUGGCUUAAAAAUUAAAAGGGAAUAUGAGAAAGUCCAAGUGUUUCCACGUUUUGCUGCCUCUCAACAUUUAAAAAUGAACCUAAAUGCCAAAAAACAAAGGUUUUGUUGCAUAAUUCAGUACUAAUAACACUAGUGUGAUUAUUUUAAGAGUGGCUUCUCUUUGUUUUAAUAUAAAGAAUUAUUGCUUUUGAAUUGUAUAUAGUUUUGACUGUAGGACUUUACAGCAUUCGUUGAGUUUAUUUUAUGUCGGUGUGUUUUGAAACCAACCUGUGGUUUGCUAAAAAGGUUUACAUGAGGAACAUGCGAUGUUUAUGCAUGAGUGAAAGGAUGCAGCUCCCUGCUGAUGAUAUCUGAUCUUUGAUUAAAUCUGUAAAUGGUGAAUUGAUGAAGUGGUUGUUGACCGCAAGGUACGAGAUCAGCGACAGUGUGUGAAAAAGGUUCUAGCGCUCACUAUUAUUUUGUUCCGACAGUGUUAAAAACUGAUCCCGAAAUCAUGUCAUUCACAAUGUGCAAAAUGAUGUAAAUAUAUAUCCCUCUUUUUUUAGACUAAAAUAAAGAUGAGUCAUUAUUCAAAACCAGCGAAAA
Molecule: messenger RNA, 5434 nt
Organism: Betta splendens (Siamese fighting fish)
Lineage: Eukaryota; Metazoa; Chordata; Actinopteri; Anabantiformes; Osphronemidae
Gene: rimkla
Product: ribosomal modification protein rimK-like family member A
Exons: 5
Coding region: 1212-2417 (401 amino acids)
Biological process (GO): protein modification process
Cellular component (GO): cytoplasm
Molecular function (GO): ATP binding; ligase activity, forming carbon-nitrogen bonds; metal ion binding
Source: RefSeq, a predicted model, not a curated record